GGCGACGUCAUCGGUCCGCGCCGUCCGAGGUGGAGGGGGGAGAGCAGGAUGCUGAGCCGUCUCCAGGAGCUGCGCCGGGAGGAAGAGACGCUGCUGCGGGUCAAGGCGGCGCUGAACGCCCAGCUCAACCGCCUCAAGGUGGAAGAGCUGGCUCUUCAGUCCAUGAUCAAUGCAAGGGAAGAGAAUAUGCCCAUCUCUUCUGCGGCUCUAACGGAAGAACAUCAAAAUGAGCAGAUGGACAAUGAAGCAGCUAUCAAUCAGACUAAACUGCAGCUACAAAUGUGUAUCAGUGAAGAAGAGGAGGAGGAAGAGGAAGAAGAACAGGAAUCGGAUUCCUAAAGUGGGGCAUACAGCAGUCUGGCUACCCUUCCCCACCUCCCACUCAGGAACCUCCCUGUUUUCCAUUUAAAAAAAAAUAUGACUGUACGAGACUUUGCCUGGUGCUGCAGAGAUCCGGCUGUACUAAGAAAUGCAACAGCAUUUCCCAAAGCUUCCAGAAGUGAAGAUAAACUGUUGGUAGGAAUGUGGUGUUGAUUCAUAACUAUGUAGCAUGUUUUAUCCUUAACACACAAACACACUCUUGGAGCCAAGUAGCAUUCAGGAGAUGCCAGGACACAGCUCUCAAAGCAAUAAUUUCUCCAUGAAACAUCUAUGGCUGGUAAAAAUGAUAAUUCUAAACAAACGGCAGCAGCAAAACCACAUUAGGUAAAACUGUUCAAACUAUAAAACAAAGGAAAAAAGAACUAAUCCAGGACUCUGUGCAUGUAGCUAUUUGGUGGGUUUGCUGUGGCAUAAAACCACUACUGAUAAUGAUCUCUAACCAUCUUUUGUUCGUUGUAUAAACCUUUGAACACAUCA
Molecule: messenger RNA, 858 nt
Organism: Pogona vitticeps (central bearded dragon)
Lineage: Eukaryota; Metazoa; Chordata; Lepidosauria; Squamata; Agamidae
Gene: SNAPC5
Product: small nuclear RNA activating complex polypeptide 5
Biological process (GO): transcription by RNA polymerase II; transcription initiation at RNA polymerase III promoter
Cellular component (GO): nucleus
Source: RefSeq, a predicted model, not a curated record